Messenger RNA from Eublepharis macularius, 6500 nucleotides. RefSeq names its product adaptor related protein complex 4 subunit beta 1 (gene AP4B1). The transcript has 11 exons. The record is from RefSeq and is a predicted model, not a curated record. Bases 997 to 3255 code for a protein of 752 amino acids. Lineage: Eukaryota; Metazoa; Chordata; Lepidosauria; Squamata; Eublepharidae. Gene Ontology annotation, cellular component: membrane coat; clathrin adaptor complex. Gene Ontology annotation, biological process: intracellular protein transport; vesicle-mediated transport. Gene Ontology annotation, molecular function: clathrin binding.
GCUGGUCGCGAGUGGAAGACGAACAAGGCAUUGAGGGCGCCUCUCCACCUUUAGCCUCCCGCCUAGGGGGUUGCAUGGCAACGGCUUCGUCCCUCUUUUGUGGAGCCUCGCGGGGUUCUGUAGAUAAGAGUCCACGUUGUGGGUGUCUGUGGCGAAAUCGUCGUCUUUCCUUGUCCUGAAGCCUUUUAAGGGUUCUGAAGCCUUUUCUCUCAACGUCCUCUUGCCGUUCCUGGAUUCGGGCGCUCCCGGGCAGGGGCUCUUUGUAUUGCAGGAUUUGAGUCCAGAGACACCUUACAAACCAGCAAGAUUUCCAGGGUGGCUUGUGCCAGUUACGGAAAGCAGUAAAACUAGGGGUUCCCGCAUGCAUGGGGGAAUACCUAAAGUAUGCAGGGAAAAUUAGCCAACAGGAACCCCUGAAAGUGGCCUCUUGAGGACUGAAGCUGCAUGAGGUACGAAUGUUGAGAGCAAUGGGGCAGGGGAGGCUAGUCGGCUCAAUUACCAUAAGAUCAUCUUGAACCUGGAGGGACGGUUCUGCUUGGGGGAAAUUUGCAAAUUCCCUCCCCUCGCUGUUCCUUACAGGCUGCUAGAUUCAUUUCUGUGAUGUUGAGCUUUAUAGUUGAGUGCCUAUCAGUAGGCUUGCAAUGGAUAAGAUAGGGAUUCUUGUACGCUCCUAGAAUUCCCCGGUUACACAGAAAAAUAUGAUUGUAUAUUUUAAAAGAUACAUGUCAAGCCCCAAAGGCUUGAUAAGAGAGCAUUCUUAUUAUCCUCCAGGAGGCACUCCUGUUGAGUGUCAGAUAAAGGGGGCGGGGCAUGGAACAAACUUGCUUAACACUCUGUAAGAUCUUGCAGUAUUCUGGAUGGUGGAGAGAUUGGGGUGCAGGGAGUUUCCCAGUUGCAUAUUUUUUCUUCAGUUUAUGUGGGCUGUUUUCUUUGAGUCUCUGUUCUGAAGAAAUCCAGCACUAGAACUGGGGGGAAUGCAUGCAUUGACGCCCGCCCAUGAAUUCUUCCAUGUUUGCUACCUACAGUGUUUGCAGGAUGCCAUACCUAGGUUCAGAGGAUACUUUGAAGGAACUGAAGAGAGCAUUGUCUAACCCUCAUGUCCAAAAUGACCAUCUUCGCUACAGGAAUGUUAUUCAGCGAGUGAUCAGGCAUAUGACCCAAGGAGUAGAUGUGUCCAGCGUCUUUAUGGAAAUGGUUAAAGCUAGUGCUACAGUUGAUAUUGUUCAGAAGAAGUUAGUGUACUUGUACAUGUGUACGUAUGCACCGCUGAAGCCAGAUCUAGCUCUUUUAGCUGUCAACACUCUGUGCAAAGACUGUUCAGACCCCAAUCCCAUGGUUAGAGGCCUGGCCCUGCGUAACAUGUGCAGUCUCAGGAUGCCUGGCAUACAAGAGUAUAUCCAACAGCCAAUCCUGAAUGGUCUGCGAGACAAAGCCUCCUAUGUAAGGCGAGUCGCUGUUCUCGGAUGUGCAAAGAUGCAGAAACUCCAAGGAGAUGGUGAAGUGGAUGGUAUGCUCGUUAAUGAGCUGUAUAGUUUACUUCGUGAUCAAGAUCCUAUUGUGGUAGUGAAUUGUCUGAGGGCACUUGAGGAGAUCUUGGCAUAUGAAGGAGGAGUUGUCAUCAACAAGCCCAUAGCACACCAUCUUCUUAACAGGAUGCCGGAUCUAGAUCAGUGGGGCCAGAGUGAAGUGUUGACUUUUCUGUUGCGCUACAAGCCCCGCUGUGAAGAAGAACUCUUUGACAUCUUGAAUUUACUGGAUGGCUAUCUCAAGAACAGCAGCCCCAGUGUGGUGAUGGCUGCUACAAAACUCUUCUUAGUCCUGGCCAGAGAUUUUCCACAUGUGCAGAUUGAUGUGCUGGUGAGAGUUAAGGGCCCACUCCUGGCUGCUUGCACCUCUGAGAGUAGGGAACUUUGUUUCACUGCCCUGUGCCAUGUGCGUCAGAUCUUAGACAGCCUUCCCAGCCAUUUCAGCAGCCAUUACAAGAAAUUCUUCUGCUCAUACUCGGAACCACAUUACAUCAAGUGCCAGAAGAUGGAGGUGCUAUGCAAAUUGGUGAAUGAUGAGAAUGUGCAACAAAUAUUAGAGGAGCUGAGAGGCUACUGCACUGAUGUAUCAGUAGAGCUUGCACAAGGGGCAAUUUUUGCCAUUGGCAACAUUGCUAGGACAUACACAGAGCAAUGUGUCAGAAUACUAACAGAGCUCUUGGAGCUGAAACAGGAGCAUAUAACUUCAGCAGUGGUGCAGGUGUUCCGGGACCUGGUGUGGUUGUGUCCACAGUGUACAGGGAGUGUGGCUCGGGCAUUGCCUGGUUGUGAAGAGGCUAUCCAGGACAGUGAGGGCAAGCAAGCUCUAAUCUGGCUACUGGGGGUACAUGGGGAGAGAGUUCCCAAUGCUCCAUACAUCUUAGAAGAUUUUGUGGAGAAUGUGAAAUCAGUGGCAUUCUCGGUCGUGAAGGUUGAAUUACUGACUGCUUUGGUGCGGCUCUUCUUGGCACGUCCAGCUGAGUGUCAGGAUAUGCUGGGUCGAUUGCUGCAUUACUGCAUUGAGGAAGAGACAGACAUGAUGGUACGGGACCGUGCUUUGUUCUACUAUCGUCUUUUGCAAGCUGGUACAGAAGAGACAAAAAGGGUUUUGUGUAGCCCUGCAUCUGAUCACUCUUUGCGGCUUUUAGAAGAUCAGGCUGAAGGCUCUGUGAAUGCAUGGGCCUCUGAUUUUAACUCUUUGGCUGUCAUAUAUGGCAAAGAGCAGUGGGCAGCCAUGACUGCCAACCAGGUUGUUGAGCUUCACUAUGCAGACUCGCUCUGUGAGGCCCCGACAGUGGUAGAAGAAGAGCCACUGAUUUCAGAAAAGAAAGAAGUUCCUUAUAUUGCCACCAGCUCCAGUGGCCUUACUUUAAUCUCCAGCAGAUGUUUGACUGCAGAACAGUUUGAGAGAAUGUGGUUGAAUUUGGCAGUGGGUUGCCAGCAAACUGUUCCUUGGCAAGAAAAUGUGCAACCUGAUACCAUGCAGGCGGCACUGCAGGUUGUCCAUAUCCAGACUAUUGCUAUGAGUAAGGCUAGUUCCCAAGUCUGGAAAGCCUACCUUGGUGCCCAGGAUGAUGCAGGCUGCCUCUUCCUGACUGAGCUGCUGCUUGAUACAGACAAUGCAGAGAUGCAGAUGUUAGUGAAGCAGAGUGAAGACAAACCUGAAGCACUGCAGGCUUUCAUCUCAAUUCUAAGAACUGUACUAGGGACAGUGGUGGGACUCACAUCCUAAUUCUUUCCAGUCUUUGAUUUGAUCGUGACUGUGUACAGCCAUUAAUAUAAUACAGAACAAAUUUAUGACUAUGGGAAUAUACAGUGUAUGCAAAAAAUCAAUGAUCUAUUGGAAGGAGAUGAGAUCCAAGGAACAUGGUAUUGGGGUACUUGGAAAGCCUACUGUUACUUUGAUGGAAAAUAAGCUAUUAACUGGAGUGAUCAAAAAUUUGCCUUGUCCAGGCAAUGGGGACAAGCAUAAACUUGAGCCUGCAGUUCUUUUGCAUUCUUUAUAUAUAUAUCUUCCGGUAGUGAAUGUAGCUUUGGAGGUUGCUUCCUGUGGGAAUCUUCUGCUACCUCCACAAGUGUUAUCUGACCUGAGUUCGAUGCUUGUGGGGAACAAGUUUUUUCCCUGCUUCCCUGCAGCAUUGUGAUGCAUUUGUGUUCUUCCUGGGGGUUCCCUGGCUUUACUCUGAACUUUCUCAAAUCUGAUUUGCUCCAGAGUUUUGGGAAAGAUCACCGUGAAACCUGAAUGGCUGGUGUGUGAGUGAGAAAAUUCAGAUUUUUCCUCCUACAUAGCCUACCUCUUUCCCAACAGCUGCCCUUUCCUUUUCAUGCCUCCUGGAGGGUUUUUGAUUUUUUUUAAAUUGGCACUGGAAUAUUGUUAUAUAGAUGUAACAUUAUACCAAUAAGUGAACCAUUAUUAUUAUUAUUUAUUUAUUUGAUUUUUAGCCUGCCUUCCCUGCAAGCGGGCUCAGGGCGGGUUAUAGCAGUAUAGUCAUACAAAGAUAAAACAUAUAAAUACAUUUAAAUUGUAUUUAUUCAGGUUUUCUGAAUUCUCAGCUUUCAUUUACGAAAUGUCUCUAGCCCCUUGUAUUGCAGAGAUAUAAGGGGAAAGGCAUACCUCAGCAACAGAAGGGGCAAGAAACUUUUUAAAUGAAAGCUAGGAAUUCAGAAAGCCAGGUGCCCAUAUUGGUAUAAUAAUAUUCUUGUGCUGGUUUUUAGGGGGAAAAGACCCAAGAGAAGGGGGAGUAACUGCUGCUGCUCAGGGACUGGGGCAAGGAAACUAUGGAGAAACCCACCGAAUAGAACUUCCACUGUUGCUGUCAGCAGCUGUACCAACAACAGGGAAACCACACAAGCCCUUCCCUGUGUGGAAACUGCUUUUAUCUUGCUAUUUUGAACUUAAGGAAGUAGCAACUGUAGUGUUGGUGGAAAGGAAAUGAAACUUGAUUUAGAGGGAGUGCCAUUUACCAGAAAUCAGCCUAGGGUAAUUGAUUUUUUUAUAGUAUAAGGUUUAACUUAGAUAAACUUCAAGGGCUGCCACCAGGAUUGGCACAUUUUCCAGGACACGAUCCUUAGGGAGUUGAAGUAUGCUAUAAAUCACUGAGGCAUGACUUCAUGGUAAAGAAUGAGCAUUUGCAGCAGGGCUCAUUUCCAGGGGGAACACGCCGGAACACUAUUCUGGCAGUUCCCCCAACAGUCAGGUGGCCCCGCCCACCUGACUUUUGGACAUUUGGGGCCAUUUAGGCCUCCAUUGGGGCUGAAACGGCCCGGAUCAGGACUGAAACGGCCUGGAUCGGGUUGGUGCCAGGCAGGGGACCCCUCCCUCGCCCAGCACCGAUCCAGGCCAAAACGGGCCCAAAAUGCCCAUUUUCAGUCCAGGCUGUUUUGGCCCUGAUCUGGGACCAAACAGGCCCCAAAUGGCUAUUUUUGGCUAUUUGUGGCCCGUUUCGGGUGGAGUCAGGGCCAAAACAACCAGGAGUGGGUCGGUGCCUGGCGGGGGACCCCUCCCCUUCCCAACAUUGACCAGAUCCAGGCCACGUGUCCAAAAUGGCCAUUUGGGGCCUGUUUCGGCCUGGAUUGGGGCCAAAACGGCCCUGAUCGGGCCACUGCCAGUGUCCUGUCUGGCAGCAGCCAAAUCCCGGCCAUUUUGGCCUGAUCAAGGGGUGUGGCAUAUCCUAAUGAUUUAUGCUAAUGAGUUCCUGCAGCUGUUUUUCUACAAAAUGACCCCUGAUUUGCAGGUAUGUGACAAAAAUAACAAAGUGAAUUUUACCACUCUUUAGUGGCUUUUAUUUGUUUUUAUUUUGUUUGUUAUUUAUAGUCUGCUUUUCUUACUGAGACCCAAGAUGGAUUACACAAUGUAAGUCAAUACAAUCAACAGCUGGGGCAUUCAGUAAACAAUACAAAAGGGUAGGGAUUGCAGAAAUUUGAAAACAAUCAUAAUUUCAAAUGCAGAGUGGAAACAUUGCUGAAACAAAACAAGUUAUUUGACACAACAUACCAAAGAACGAGGAAACUACCCGGUGGGAGCAUAUCUACAGCAACAGACAGUACCCAGCAAACAGUAUAGUAUUUGGACUUUGUCCCUUUAUCAAAGCAUCUCUUUGAGCCAUUUCUUUACAGCACAGCGCUAUUACCCAAGUGAAAAAACCCCUCUGAAUAAUUCAGUUUUGCAUAGUUUGCAGAAAGCCAAGACAGUGCGAGCUCUCAGCAAUUACACUGUUGCCGUUACAAUAUAUGGUAGCAGCAUAUGGUAGCAUUUUUUCUCACUGCUAUGCUACAACAGGGGUCUGUUAAAACCUGUCUUUCCUACAUGAAAAAGGUUAUUUCAAGGCAAGAAACAAUUACUAAAGGCCUAUUCAGGUGACUAAUUUAGGAAGCUUACAUGUAUUUUUCCAGGGCAGCAGCAAUGGACAGGAUGCUUCAGCCCAUACUGGCUUGUAUGACUGACAGGGACGAGCAUAUGUUGUACCAUGUAUGUGGCCCCUGUUGUUUGUAGCAUGACCUAGGGGAAAAGAUACCUGCUUUUACCCAAGAUGCUUUUCGCAUAUUUAGUUGUAUGCUGUAAAGAGUUCUAUGGGAGUAUGGAAGACUGUCAGGUUCAUAUAUCUUUUACAUACUCUGUUGAGAGAGAGAGACUAAGUCUACACAUAGAGUCUGGCAGUACCUUUAUGGCUCAGCUGGAUCAUACAUAUGGCUCUAGUUCUUUCAUUAUUCUUUGUAAAGAUACUGGUAGUAAAGCAACUUUUCAUAUCUCUUGGUCAGUUUUUUUUCCCCUGCCUUUUGCCAGUUUUGUUAUUUUGUGUUUCGGAGAGUUUCUGCUCUCUGUAAUAGUCAUUUCCCUUUGCCCAACAUUCAUAUCUCAUUUGACUUUAGCAUUUAAGAAAAAUUAACAUUGCAUAAUGCCAUACAGUACUGUGUAGGGCUGGGCAUUUGUUAUGUUUUGACUGUUCUUGUAAUAGGGAUAUUUUGUUUGUUUGCUAA